AUGUCGUCAGAAACGCUUCCAGAACUGCCAGCUCCCCUGGGGAACCUGGUCAGGCACAUUGCCGAGCACCCUGAUACGCCCAUGGUUCAGUUGAUGAAGCCGUACCGGGAUUAUGAGGCUCAUCUUCGCCAGGCUUUUGCUCAGAACCCUGACCAUGAGCUGCUCAAGGAUCAUCAUGUCAACAUAUUGCCUCUUUUUACCGACGAUACCCCCAGCAUAAAGGUACGCGCCCGCGAUAUUACGAAUGAGUCGGCAGAGGAGUCAUCAAAGUAUGUUAUGCCCCUGCCAAAGGACCUACGCCGCCCGGACAAGUCGCCCGCCGUUGUUCAGUCGUUCAAGGACUUUCAACGCAACUUCAAUGUCUUCUCCGAGUCGUCCCUUAUUGAUUUGGACUGGAACAACAUUGUCGCUGCCGGCUCCUCUGUUGUUAACUGUCUUCUUCCUGUCCCGGAACACUAUAACCGCUCCAAGAGAGGCCUCCGCGAUUUCUUUCACGAAAAGUUCAGCCCUGCCUCUGAUGUCGAUCUGUUCAUGUACGGCCUCACCGAAGAGCAAGCCAUCGAGAAGAUCAAAGACAUUGAAGCCCGGGUCAGGGACUCUCUUCUUACCGAGACCACCAUUGUGAGAACCAAGCAUGCUGUCACUAUUUGCAGCCAGUAUCCCACGCGUCACAUCCAGAUUGUUCUUCGCAUCUAUAAGUCCGUCUCGGAAAUUCUCACCGGCUUCGAUAUUGAUUGCUCCGGCGCUGCCUAUGACGGCAAGCAAGUGUAUUGCACCCCUCGGGCUCUGCAGUCCUACAUUACCCAGACAAACCACAUUGACCUCUCCCGGCGGAGCUCAUCGUACGAGAACCGCUUUUCCAAAUACAGCCACCGGGGGUUCGAAGUGUACUGGUCUGAACUUGAUCGAUCCCGUAUUGACCCAACCAUUUUCGAACGGAGCUUCCGCCGGACCGUCGGGCUUGCUAGGCUUCUCGUCCUUGAGCAGCUGCCAACCCCGUCAGCACGAGACUCGUACCUCAACCAGCGAAGGGAGGAGAGAGGCCGCCCUCGUAUCAACCGCUAUCUUCUCAACCUCCAUACCUUGAAUGGCAACAUCAAGGAUGAACACGAGGACGAGAUUGCCGACUGGGUUAAUGAAGAAGAGGUCUCUAAAUAUCACACCUUUUCCAUUCCCUACGGACCAAGGUUCCACGCAAAGAGAAUCGAGAAGCUCUGCUAUACCAGAGAUCUGUUGCUCAAUGCCGAAUGGAACCAACACGAUGACAAUAGAAAGAAGGAGGUUGCGGAGAAGGAAGACAAAAUCUACGUCUCGGGCACAAUCACCUUUCUCAAGGAUGACCCGGGCAGACAGGCAAUUGUAGAUGGCGAUGUUGAGCACGUUGAAGACUGGAUUGCCCAGGAAGGUGCCAAUCUUGACGCUAGAGAUUAUACUGGCAGAACUCCCCUUCACCUUGCUGUUAUGUGUUCCUCGCCCGAGGUGGUCCGUUGUCUCGUCAAUGCCGGCGCUCGCCUUGUCUCUCGUCUUGCUGAUGGAAGAACGGCGCUUCACCUCGCGGCUGCGCGUGGUGACGGCGAGAUUAUCAAAAUCCUCAUGGAGAAGAGUGCCGCAAAUGAGGGAGAGUACGAAGAGAAGGAAGAUCAGCGUCGUCGAAGCAAGAGUGCAACAGAGGACCAGAAGGCAGAAGGACAAGAAGACACAGAGGAUAACGCGUCAUCCGAUGGAGAACUUGUCGAAGAAGACGAGUCCGACAACGAAGCGAAAAUUAUGGCGACCGGCUCUUUCGUUAGGGUCGAAUCCAAGACUAUGCCACCGGAUGAGCUCGUACCGGUUGAGGACAAAGAGGAGCCGAACUUUUACGACGUUAAUGUGGUCGCUUGGGAUACGCCAUGCUCGGCUUUGCACUUUGCGAUCAUGGAGGGACAAGUAGAAGCGGUCAAAGCACUAUGCCAGGGGCUAAUAGCGGUAUUCAAGGAACACGGAGCCGAUGCUCUGCUGCCUGUGAAGUUCUUGGACAACGAGAAGAGGCCAUCUGGUGCGCUGCUGACUCUAGUGCUUGCCCUUGCCCUUCCUGUUGAGGAAGCAGUGGAGAUGGCCGAGACUCUCUUGAGUCUUGGUGUCUCUUCAGCUCAGGCAGACAUGAACAGCAUUACUGCCUUCCACCGUUAUGCUGAGCAGAAUGCCGAGUCUUUGCUCGAUGCCCUCGUCAAUAUUGAUACAAUCGGAACCAAGACGGCAAUUAAUCACAUCGCUUUUCCAGAUUCCCAUAACUCAUCGACGCCCCUUCAUGCUGCCCUUCGAAGCGGCAAUCUCGGCGUGGUAUUGAAGCUAUUUGACAAUGGUGCUGUGCCUCAAGUGGACUUCGAGUCGUGGCUCAAAUCAGCAAAACUCUUCACCAAGAUGGAGCAGCAUCUAAGCGGCUUUGAGGUCAAUCAGAAACGCUUUAAUCAGACGAUGGAACAGCCGUUACUAGUCGCACUCAAGUCUCCCAACCCGGCAGCAGCCCUUGUGCUUCUGGAGAGGGGAGCAGAUCCAAACGCCAUCACCCCUAGCUCACAUUCCUAUCUUGGGGGGUCGAUGUACUCGCGGUUUGAACCGGAAUCAGCCUUGGACAUUGUCAAGUCACAGCUCAUGGCACUUCGGGAGUACCUAGGCGAGGUCCAGACACUCUCCCGGCCUAGCCUACCAAAGGGUAUUGACACUUACCUCGACAACUUCAAGGAUGGGACUUAUCAGCAUUGGCUUGUAUCUGUCGCAAUUGAUGAGGCCCGGAAGUCAUAUCGCAAGCAGAUCAAAACAUACGAGAAGGAAGAAGAACGCCUCAGCAAUUCCCCCGGCGUUUUGGAAAAAAAGACUGCUAUUGCCGAGGCUAUCCACACCAUGGAGGAGGUCCGGCAGGCAAUGCUUGAAAGGGACGCAAAGACCUUCAUGGAAUUACAUCCUGAGUAUGUGGACCGCUUCGCGCACCUGUCUUAUCAGAACGCGAUGAAAAUCGCCCAAGCGCAGAAGCCUUUCGAUGUCAAUUUCAUAUUCAGCGGUGUAAGCGAUAUGACCGAGGCACGGAAGGUUGCAUAUGUCCAACUGUUCGAGGCUGCCUGGGCUGGCGACUUGGAGAGAAUCAAGACCUUCACUCUCACAACGUGGGAUGAGUACAAAAUAGAAGCCCCACUCAAGAUUGCUGUGUAUAGCCAGAAUCAGGGCAGCCAUACUCCGUUUUCCCUGGCAUUCUUCCGCGGCCACCUCAAUGUCGCCAAGGCAAUCCUAGAGAUCACGCAGGCCCAGUACUCCCCAGACGAGAAACGCAAGACACGCCUUAGGAUGGAGCAGGACGACGAUUGUGGCGACGAUGAGUCCGUUGGCAGCAAUGACUCUGAACCGAGACUCUAUAGUGAAAUUGUCGAUAACGAAUUCACAAUUGAGAAUGUCGGACAAGUUUCAAUGAAGGUCAAGAGCGACGUCAAGCCUCAGGACUUUUUGAACUGGUACUGCAUUGAAGUAGGCAAAGAUGCCAAGCUGAGUCCUAGGACCAGGACUAUGUUUUAUCAUAUCAUCCAGAGGAACGAUAUCAAUGGCUUGAGGAUCCUCCUGGAUUGGGCUGAAUACUUCACUACUUCAAAGUUUAGCCCAGACGACGAGGUUCUGCGCUUCUACUCGUUCCCCGACGACGACUUCCGCAUUGCUGUCGAGUUGGGCCGCACCGAGAUUCUAGCUGGGAUCAUUAGAAGAACCGGUGCCGGUCUGCCCCUAGAACAGCUCGUAAAGAAUAGCGGUGUUGAGCUGACGGAGAUACCAGUCUAUUAUCAGGGCCUGACUGUGAAGGAAUGGGCAAGCACGGCAAGCGCCGGCCGCGAUGCUGUCUACUCUCCGACUGGAUCUGAGACCUCACCCCUUUUGAUCGGGGCCGAGGCAGGGCGUAUCGAGACCGUUGAGUGGUUUCUUACCGAUAUCCCUUCGAGACACUACCUUGAUUUUGCCAAAUCAAAAGCAGCCCGAGACGAUAAGAGGCUGAAGCAUCUAGCCCAAUCCCCUGGGGGUGUUGACGGUGCCAUCUCGAAGUGGCUCAGCAACCAGAGCGAUUUGGUUAUACAUGCUGCCGUCUGUUGCCCUGAGAAUGAGAAGACUAUUGAGCUGGUGUCAUAUCUUGUCGAAACAUGUGCCUCAUCGCUUGACAAGAAGUCCGGAGAAGGAACGACACCUCUAAUGGUUGCAUGCCAUAACGGCCGUGUUGAGUUCGCCAAGAUUUUGAUCGAGGCUGGAGCGGACCAGAUAACCAGAGAUAUCUCUGCCCGUAACCUCUUACAUGCGGCUCUCUACUGGAAUCCCACUGCCAAGCAGCUGAAGCCGCUUCUAGAUCUAUUCGACCGCAGCGUCCUGGCCCAUAUGUUGCAAGAGCGUUCUCGGACCCAAACACCCAUCCAAUUCUGGCUCGCAGCAAGACACACUUCAUGCUUCCCGAAUCGGUACGACAACACGAAGGACGAACUCGAAGUGCUGAAGCUGCUUCUCAAUAUAGCACCUGAGGUCGCCGCAAAGGCGUUAACGGUGCUGAACGGUGCUGGCGACACGCCGCUUCAUUUCCUCACCCAGAAAGAUGCGGGCCCUGUUCUGGUCCGCACCAUCAUCGAUUUCAGCCCCAGCCUGCUGCUACGGGUAAAUGCGGUUGGCCGAACCCCCGUUGAGGUCGCCCACGACCGCUUCGUCUCAAGCAGGAUUAAAGAGGAGUUCGCAAAGCCCUACCACUCCAUAAACAAAACACUCGAGUUAGUAUCCCGGGCGCCAGCAACUUUUCUCGAGAAGGAAGACGACAACGGAACAAGGGAGCACGAGGAAAAAUCCAAUGUGGCCAAGAACUGGCGGCUGUGCACCGAGAUGCUGGGCCGCCUUGGGAGCACCAAGAGACGACUGGUCAGCCUCAGCGAGGCCAAUGAUGUGGCGAAGAGGCUGAGCAAAGAGCAUACCCGGAAGCGCUACAACUACACCUUGGCGACGCCGGAAGAGGGCUCAGAGGGGGCGGAAGAAGGAAAGUGGGGUGGGCAGAGCAGGAGAACCGUAGACUUUGUGUUGCGGAAAAUGGACUUACUAUCGACUGGCUUCUGGGAAGAGCCAAAGACGGCGGAUCGCAAUGUCGAGGGCGGCGAUGACACUGACGAAGAAGAGAGCUAG
This is a messenger RNA of Lasiosphaeria miniovina, 5163 nucleotides long. RefSeq lists its product as uncharacterized. The record is from RefSeq and is a predicted model, not a curated record. The coding region runs from base 1 to 5163 and encodes 1720 amino acids. The transcript is spliced from 9 exons. Gene Ontology annotation, cellular component: cytoplasm; nucleus. Gene Ontology annotation, molecular function: protein binding. Lineage: Eukaryota; Fungi; Ascomycota; Sordariomycetes; Sordariales; Lasiosphaeriaceae.